Molecule: messenger RNA, 1407 nt
Organism: Fusarium redolens
Lineage: Eukaryota; Fungi; Ascomycota; Sordariomycetes; Hypocreales; Nectriaceae
Product: glycoside hydrolase
Exons: 5
Coding region: 1-1407 (468 amino acids)
Molecular function (GO): hydrolase activity, hydrolyzing O-glycosyl compounds
Source: RefSeq, a predicted model, not a curated record
AUGUCAGUCAUCAUUGAUUCAAUCCAUCCUGCUGUACACAGGCGCUCUGAUAGGCCAUUUGGGGCAACACUAAACGCCAGUCCUCCAACAAUCUCGUGCCAUAAGCAGGAAAUAUCCAUUGAGGUCCAUCUUCGAGACAUCCUCCGGGCAUAUCAUGAAUUGAGAACGUCUUAUGUCUCAGCAGGAAGCAUAUGGAGAGAUCUUAUCGUCGUUUUCCUUCGACCGCUCCUUAUAGCAUAUUAUUCCGGUGAUGAUGUUGGUAAUGGAGGCGCUUACGUCUGGAAUACAGCGUUGUAUGAAGGCAUAAAAGGGAAGUACCACGGCUUAACCUUUCAUCGUGACGGCCCUGAAGGCUUGACUUUCGUCCCGAAGGUGAAUGAUUAUGGCCCCGUCCCGGCUAAUGAAGUCCGCCAGUCGCGCAAGUACUCAGUGUCCGUCCGUCUUGCCGGCAAGGGACAGUUCCAGGAUUCAUUUGUCUACGAAUCUAUUCCGCGGAAUGGAAAUGGAAAGAUGUAUGACCCGGCAAACCCUAGCCGGGAGUACGCCCUUCAAGACGGUGACGGUAUCACCGUUGGGCCAGACGCCAAAAUCAACAUGGCGUGGACCCAGUUCGAAUACUCCCAGGACGUCGAAGUCCGGGUCAAGUCGACCGAUAAUUCGAAGCUUGGUCCGGCAUCAAACGUUGUGAUCCGCCCUUCCCAAAUCAAGUACACCAUUAACCCCCCGGAUGCAAACACAGUUGCCAUACGCGUCCCGUAUGAGGCCAGCGGCCGAAGAUUUUCAGUUGAAUUUCAGAACGACCUUUACAUCUAUCGUACAAAUGGGCAAUCGACUGGUUCCAUCAAAGACUUCUUCGGACACUCAAGUCCUGAAGCCCGGGAAGAUGGCCACUUCGGCAGAAGCCAUAUCAUGUUAGAUCCCGAUACUAAUUACGUCUAUUUUGAGCCCGGAACAUAUAUCAAGGGUGCAUUUGAAUACACAACCUCGAAGGACGACUUUUAUACCAUCGGAUAUGGUGUAGUCUCUGGUGAAAACUAUGCAUACAUGGCAAAUACGGCCAAGGACUACGUUGCAGAGAAAGAUAAUCGAACUAGUCUUCGGAUCUUUACAAAAAGGAAUGGAAAGGAAAUUUCUAAUCAAGCCAAGUCACUCUCCGGGGGGGCUAUCCGUUCAUCUUUCAAGACAUCUACAUCAACCGAGAUGAGGAAUAUUUUAUUCAGCGCCAGACGAAUUAGGGGAGAGCUAAUGGCUCUGAAACGGGCAAGGAACUACAGUCUUCCACUCCUCUUGAGUCUCUCGGUCCUCGAUAAGGGGGAUGCAGAGCAGAGUCGGUGGCUGGGCGAGGUGGGUGAAACUCUUGGCAAGGGCGCCAUCACUGGUGGCGGUUGUCUUGGCGUCGGGGGUUGA